GCGAUGAGAGGGAAAAAAGCGUGUAAAUGCACAUACUUGUCACGAGCUAUGACCCAGCAACUCUGCGCCAUUCUCCCCGACUCCCACAUCCAUUCCCUCUUUCACCCACAUUCAUCUUCAACACAGAUGCACAUAUCUAAGAUAAUUUUGAAAACCAAAGCUGUCUUGCGUUUUCUAUUUUUUUAUUUUUUAUUUUCUGGCUCUGGUUUGUUUUCUCUGAGAGCAUUGAUUAGCGUCAGGGUUUUGAAUCUUCAUUCUUGGAAAUUCAGAUGAGAAUUAAAUCCUCGAUUGGUUAUCCAGAAACCUUAGAAGCGUCUGUAUCAUGAUCACGAAUAACUUGAUAGGGUUCGUAUUGGCCAUGGCAUCUAGUUCCUUCAUUGGGUCCAGUUUCAUCAUAAAAAAGAAGGGACUCCAGAGAGCCGGAGCCUCUGGUACACGAGCUGGUUCAGGAGGGUAUGGUUAUCUUCGUGAGCCACUCUGGUGGAUUGGCAUGGCGACCACGAUUGUUGGUGAAUUUGCCAACUUUGUAGCUUAUAUAUACGCGCCUGCUGUUCUUGUGACACCCUUAGGAGCUUUGAGUAUAAUAGUGAGUGCUGUACUAGCUCAUUUCUUACUGAAGGAAAAAUUGCAGAAAUUGGGAGUAAUAGGAUGCAUUUUAUGUGUAGUUGGCUCUAUAGUCAUUGUUCUUCAUGCUCCUGAGGAACAUAGUAUUAUUUCCGUUGAUGACAUCUGGGAUUUAGCAACUCAGCCAGCAGUAGCAAUAUCAUUGGUACUGGUGUUAUAUUGUGAGCCACGCUAUGGACAGACAAAUACUAUGGUUUAUAUUGGUAUUUGUUCCAUAAUAGGAUCAUUAACUGUAAUGAGCAUUAAAGCAGUUGGCAUUGCAAUAAAGCUUACACUGGAGGGUUCAAGUCAAGUUGCACAUCUCCAGACAUGGGUUUUUGUAACGGUUUCAUUUACAUGUAUCAUUAUUCAGCUCAAUUACUUAAAUAAGGCUCUGGACACAUAUAACACAGCUGUUGUUUCUCCAAUCUAUUAUGCGAUGCUCACAUCACUUACAAUUGCAGCCAGUGCCAUAAUGUUUAGGGACUGGUCUGGUCAGAGUGCGAGUAACAUUGUGUCGGUCCUCUGUGGGUUUCUGACUGUGCUUUCUGGUACUAUGGUUCUUCACAGCACUAGAGAUCCCGACCCCCCUCCUUGUUCAGAUUUGUCCACUCAACUUUCCCCACAGAUUUCGUGGCGAGUUCAUGCCAACGGUGAGAUAUGGAAACAAAAGGAUGAUGACUUGCAUCAUGAAAUCGUUGCCAUAAUUCAGCAGGAUCAUUUCAAGUAAGGGAAGAGAUGCAUAAUUGUAGUCAGAGCAUUGUAUGGCUGAUUUUUUCACCAGUUUGAAUUCAUUAAGAGGAAAUGGUAUGCUGACUCCAUAAUUCAGCAGGAUCAUUUCACCAAUUCCGUAUUAUUGAAAUAUGCAAUUCCGUAUUUGGAUUGUUAUCGGCCAAUUCCACCCCUGGGUCUAUGUUAUUGUAGUUAAAAGGUCUCUAAAAGUUUUUUUAUUUUGAUAGAAAUGAAGACUUUAAUACGGAGUAUUAAAUUUGCAUAAUACGUCUUUAUGGGUUCGAAAAAGAAUGGAAGAUUGCCUAAAAAAAAAUACGUAGUAGAACUGAUCAACUCCAUUCCUUGUUGAAGGGAUAGUAGACAAGUGUGACUUCUUAC
Messenger RNA from Cuscuta epithymum, 1713 nucleotides. Lineage: Eukaryota; Viridiplantae; Streptophyta; Magnoliopsida; Solanales; Convolvulaceae. The record is from the annotation of a GenBank genome assembly.